GGCACUGGCGGCUAGGGAUGUCGUCCUGGACGAGGUGGCAUGGGCCCGCCAUGGCGCGGCUGUGGGGCUUCUGCUGGCUGGUUGUGGGCUUCUGGAGGGCCGCUCUUGCCUGUCCCACGUCCUGCAAAUGCAGCACCUCCCGAAUCUGGUGCAGCGACCCUUCUCCGGGCAUCGUGGCAUUUCCGAGGUUGGAGCCUAACAGUGCAGACCCCGAGAACAUCACGGAAAUCUACAUUGCCAAUCAGAAAAGGUUGGAAAUCAUCAACGAAGAUGAUGUUGAAGCUUAUGCAGGACUGAAAAAUCUGACAAUCGUAGAUUCCGGAUUAAAAUUUGUGGCUCAUAAAGCCUUUCUGAAAAACAGCAACUUACAGCACAUCAAUUUUACUCGAAACAAACUGACGAGCUUGUCUAGGAAACAUUUUCGUCACCUUGACUUGUCUGAGCUGAUCUUGGUGGGCAAUCCAUUUACAUGCUCCUGUGACAUUAUGUGGAUCAAGACUCUUCAGGAGACUAAAUCCAGCCCAGAAACUCAGGAUUUGUACUGCCUAAAUGAAAGCAGCAAGAAUAUUCCCCUGGCAAACCUGCAGAUACCCAAUUGUGGUUUGCCAUCAGCAAAUUUGGCUGCACCUAACCUCACUGUGGAGGAGGGAAAGUCUAUCACAUUAUCUUGUAGCGUUGAAGGCGAUCCAGUCCCGAAUUUGUACUGGGAUGUCGGUAAUCUGGUUUCCAAACAUAUGAAUGAAACAAGCCACAUGCAGGGCUCCUUAAGGAUAACUAACAUUUCAUCUGAUGACAGUGGAAAGCAGAUCUCCUGUGUGGCAGAAAAUCUUGUAGGAGAAGACCAAGAUUCUGUGAACCUCACUGUACAUUUUGCUCCAACUAUCACAUUUCUCGAAUCUCCAACCUCAGACCACCACUGGUGCAUUCCAUUCACUGUGAAAGGCAACCCCAAACCAGCGCUUCAGUGGUUCUAUAACGGAGCCAUAUUGAAUGAGUCCAAGUACAUCUGUACUAAAAUCCAUGUUACCAAUCACACGGAGUACCAUGGCUGCCUCCAGCUGGAUAAUCCCACUCACAUGAACAAUGGGGACUACAAGUUAGUAGCCAAGAAUGAGUACGGGAAGGAUGAGAAACAGAUUUCUGCUCACUUCAUGGGCUGGCCUGGAAUCGAUGAUGGUGCCAACCCAAAUUACCCUGAUGUAAUUUAUGAAGAUUACGGGACUGCAGCAAAUGACAUUGGGGACACCACGAACAGAAGUAACGAAAUCCCUUCUACAGAUGUGGCUGACAAAAGCGGUCGGGAACAUCUCUCGGUCUAUGCUGUGGUGGUAAUUGCGUCUGUGGUGGGAUUUUGUCUGCUGGUGAUGCUGUUUCUGCUGAAGUUGGCAAGACACUCCAAGUUUGGCAUGAAAGGUUUUGUUUUGUUUCAUAAGAUCCCACUGGAUGGGUAGCUGAAAUAAAGGAAAAGACAGAGAAGGGGGCUGUGGUGCUUGUUGGUUGAUGCUGCCUUGUAAGCUGGACUCUUGGGACGGGCGUUGGCUUCUCCCGGGAGGUGCCGCGCAGCUGGGGGUUUUCUGGUAGCUGUGGGUGGUGUUUGCAGGAGGUCCCGUGUGAAGCCUGCGGCUGUCAUGAGCUAUGUUUGGGGAGCACCUGCUGCAGAGGCAGCUCCCAGGCUGCUAAGCAAACACUCAAGAAAACAUCUUAAAUUAAUGCUUCUCUUUUGUUCUUGCGAUUGUUCAAAUAAGAAAGUGACAUGGAAGUCCAUUGGAUUAUGCUUCUCUUCGGAAAGGAGUGCUCUUUGACCAUACUGGAAAUGUAUUAAUUCUUAUGUUUCUGUUCAUUUAAAGGUGAACUGCAAAGUAUAAAAAAAAAAAAUCUAAAUUUAGGGACAGGUAUAAGAACACACUAAACAGCCUAAUCGCCACAUAACAUGUAGCUUAGUAUUGUUUUCUGUUGAUGUGUAAUGAAGACUGAAUUCAGAAGUCUCUAUUCUUCUUCUACAAUGAAGCGACUGAGAAAGUUAAGGGCAUCGCUGUGGGGACUUGGCAAGGCCACUGAGAGGUCCUCUCCUUCACUGGCAAUAAAGGUCCAGAGUCAUGCAAUCAACGCUAAUGAUUUUUCUAAAGUUUGUUAGCAGGCGAAAAAUAAAAGCAGUUCCGUGGUUGGGGGCUGUAGAUUUAGGUUAGACGUAGUCAGUUUCAGAAUAACUACAAGAGCGAAACAGACACAUAGGGCGUGCUUGUCCUUUUAUGUGCCCCCUGCGAUCCUCCUGCUUUUUAGAAGUUUCCUAGUGAGAAGGCCGCAGUAUCUCAUGCUGUUCCCAUGACAGAACUGUAGCUUUUCUACUCUGAAAAGGUCUGCGGGCAGAAUGGCUGGCCUGCUGGGAGCAGGAGACCAUAUUCUAAGAAGGAUAGUCCCCUACUCCAUACUACACUGCUGCUGGUUUUCAUGGGCAGGAAGGCUCUUCCUGACCCCAGCAGCACAGAGGUAAUGAGUCUGUGCUUUAUCAGAUCCAGCCUCAUUGCAAGAGGGUAGCCUAGGAUCGGCAGAUCCGGUGUCCCAGCCUCAGUCCCCUCACAGACCCCUGUUUCCCUCACCUGGCCACUGCAGUGACCUUGGUCUGCUUUGCGUGGCCUGUGCCAGGUAGGAUCCCUGUCCCGCAGACAGGUUUGACUGCCCUCACCCCACCUCCCCUCAACUUUUCUCAUGAGGUGGACGGCAGAGCCAGGCCCGGAUCAUUUCGCCUGAAAGCAGGAUCAGCUCUGACCGUGAAGGCAUGCUCAUCAACGCCAUGGCUGGACGGGAAUCUUACUGAUAUUUGAAAAAAAUUCCUUUUUUUUGGGGGGGGGAUGUUGAAAUAGGAAAUAGUUACUCAAGUUUUGCAGUUCAGCUUUAAGGAUAUAGAGUUUUAACUAGUCCAGUGUGUUUGGAAACAUUGUUUUGCAUCCUGUGUAACCCAGGCAUUAAUCUUAAUAAACCAGGAUCCAUUUAGGUACCACUUGAUAUAAAAGGAUUAUCCAUGAUGAAUAUUUUAUACUGUAUCUUUUACAUUAGCCACUAAGUAUGUUAUUGCUUGAUACAGACAUUUCACAGGGUCCUAUGGAUUACAGCAUUGAACUUGGCUACUCCAUACCCCUGCCUCCGACAGAGGGGCAGUUUCUCCGAAGCAUACACGGGCUGCUUGUUCCCAAACCUGUGCUUUCCAAAGACACAUUUGAGUGGGAAAGCAGCUGGCCCAUGGUGUUGGGGGGAAUCUGAAUAUUCCCUGAAUUCCCAUUUUCUUGCUCUUUGCUAAAUGACAUGUCCUGUCACCACUUAGAUUUUGAUCUCUCCCAAAAUUGUCGAUUUACCAAGAGCCCAACUAAUUGCAGAAAUCUUGAACCCUGGAAGGAAAAGGAAAUUCACACUGAGAGCCAAGCAGAGGCUGUUUUAGUACCCCAAGCAUUCUUAAAUAUCGGCCAUUUGGUACAAGGUUUUUAGUUUAGUUUAGUUUAGUUUUGUUUUACCUUUUGUAUUUUAUUCCAUGGAACUAGAAAAAGGCAAAGAAUUGUUUAAGAACUAUUUUGUACAUUUCCCAGAUUCAAAAGGGAAAAAAAAAUAUUUGUACUCAAUAGCUAGAAGACUUGCAGGGUAGAUUUUUGUUUUAAAAUGAAGAGAAGUGGACAGAUAAGGCAAUUUAAUAUAUCAAAGAGCAGUUGACAUCUCCUAGGGAACGAUGAAAACAGCAGGCUAUUAGAAAAUUGUUUCAUAUGGUUCUUGUGUUCCUUGCUUUUCAUUUUUCUUUAAUCCCCGAAGACCACAGUCAGUGACAUAUCUCCUCAUUUCUAUCCUCUAGACCACCCUCUUUCAUCUUUUGCUUUUUUAUGUCCCCUACAAGACAUCUUUUUACAGCUUCCUAAUGAUACGUAUCGUGCUUUUUUUUUUUUUUUUUUUCCAGCAUUAGAAAAGGCCAGGCAGCAUUUUUGCUAAAAUCAAGUUUGUUGCCCCCCGACCAGGACCUGGCGUCUCAGUGCCAAGCAGGUACCCUUCGUAAAGGGCGUGCGCUGGGCACGGGCACGCACAGCCCUGCGAAACCAACUCCUGCCUCCCGGGAACUGGGCCCUGGAUUCCCAAAUCUGAUUCUUUAAGAGAAACUUGAAACCUGAAUUUUUUUUUUUUUUAAUGUGAAAUGUCCCUAUUUUUAAAGAGUUGGCUCAGUUAUUUUUAAAACAUUAUGUAGGCCAACAAAACGUGUCUGCGGGCUGCUAGUUUGUUACUUUUGUCUUAAAGCAACAUCAUUGUUCCUCUGUUUCCUACUAUCUUUCUUUUGCAAACACACUUCCCAGUGUAGCAGUUGAGAGCUUUUUCGCCAUGGAGUUUGGGGCCCCAGGGAUCUGCAGCGUGCCCCUGACCUUGGGGCUCUCCUGGGACUUCCAGUAGCUGGGGUUUUGGCUCUGUCACCCUGCCUGAGACUGUCGAGACACUGUUUUCCCUCCAUUCCAGACUGGCCGCACUUCUGAGUGGCUGUUGACAACCUAGAAAGCCCUGCCUCCUGUUUUGUCGGACGUGGCCUUCAUUCACCAGGGUCGCUGUUGCCUGGCCCCCUUGGAUGGGACUUGAUGGGCAUGCAGGCCCCUUCAUGGGUCCUUGAUGCACUGGUGUGGCUGCUGGGAAACGGGAAACAGGCUUGCCACCUCAGGAGGUCUGGCUCAGGCCGUGUGUCUUGAAUGGGGUCCCUCUGAGUUCCUUGGAGGCGGCUGAGACACACUAAGAGACAAUGGCAAUUCCACUGAUGUCCCCAGAGACACCAGUUUGAGGCCAAAAGGGCCAAAGAAGCUUCCCCCAUGGGAGAAAUUCUUGGGUUUUCACUCCCGGUCUCUCAGCCCAGACCCAUUUCAUUUUUGAUCAAUCAAAUGUUCUUUCCAAAAGUAGGGGGCACAGGGGAGAAGGAAAUUGUCUCAGCCCCUGCCCGCCACACAGGGCACAGAGUGGGUAGGCUGCUGCUUCCAGCUCUUCCGAAGGACACCCGGGUAGUUAGGGUGUCGAGACUCCCCCCCAGACAGAGACAAGGCCAUGGUCGCGGGGCCAUACGAGGCACCACCAGCUCAAGGAGAGCAAGGCAGGAAUUUAGCUCCCUGCCAGGUGCCGGAGCACGUGUGAUGGAGACGCUUCCCCUGUCUCUCUUCUUCUCUCGAUCUGUGUGAAAUUCCUGACUUUUCUCUCUUUCUCUCUAGCGGUCUAAACUGACUCCAUGGUAAACAAGAGGGCUGGUUUCUUGGUUGCUUUGCACAUGCUUCUUCUCGUUGUUGUUCGUUGCAACAUGAGACCAAACGUGAAUAGGGCCACAGCUAACCUCUCUCAUGCCACCGCAGGCCACAGGAUGCACUUUUCCACUGUUCUGGCACUUUCUGUCUAGACUCCUCCCUGGUUUUCAUCUCAUCCCCUCACACAGCAGGAGAAGCUCAUUUCACCUUGCCUCGUCCAGAUCAGAGACAGAGGGAGGGCCGCUGGAGGGAUGGGACUUCUAUCAUCCGGCACCUUCACUGGGUGCCCGUGGCCAGCCUUGGGGGCCGUGCCCUUCCUGUCUAGCCAAGGUCGGGGGGCCCCCUGGGGUCCCGCAGACUGGACUCCAAGAAAACUGGGGCAGAGGCCACCAUUUCAUUAAGUGUGUUCUGCUGUGUUCACACACCUGCAGUGCCCACGAGUGGUGCCGGGUUUAGUCCGGGAAGGUUAAACCAGGAAGGUUUAGUCCGGGUUUAACCUGGAAGGUUAAGGACUCUCCCAGUCAGGGCAAGAAUAUAAUUUUCUGUGGGGUGCUGCCAGAUGGAAUUAAGUGAACAGAAAUCCCAACCCAGAGGAUGACAUGAAAACAGUUGUCACAGAAGGCGGCUUUCCACUCGGGUUAGUCUGUUUCCUUGUUUCGGUCAUCAGGGACAAGGGAACCCCCUGGCCAUCUGAUUCUGAUGGUGAGAUCUCUCUGGGUUUCAUUCAGGCAAAAGCUACAGUGGAGUCUUGGGAUGGUCAUUAGCGAGCACCCGAGAUAGGAUGCUAUUGGCCGCGUCUUAGUUUUCAUGGAAAAAAAAAAAAUUGCAUGAGAAACGAAGGAAAGAAUGGAGAUUUUAACCCCCUUUAUUUUUCCAUUUAUGAAUGGAACAUAAUCAAAUAUAAAAAAGCAAGAGAUUCUGCUCACAAUGUUUAGGUAUAUCAAAUCGUCACAUUGUACCCUUUAACUCUCUUACAAAUUUAUUUGCUAAUUACACUUCAAUAAAGCUGAAAAGGAAAAAAUGGAAGGAGGAAAAAAAAACUAGCAAGAGAUUGCAGAGAAAGACAAAUACUUGGGUUUCAUUCACUUCCUGUUCAAAACCAUUUGCUGUAAUCCAUAGGCAGUCUGUGAAUCAUAAGCAUGUCCUGUUUUUCCCCAUAAUGUUCCAGGUUUUAAAGUCAUUUUUUCACAUUUCCUGUAAAUAAUGGAUAAUCAUUUUUAUUUUAUUUUUAAGUGCUGUUUUAACAAUGUGGAUAGACCAUAAAUGUACUUGCUGAAUUCAUUCAUUUUUUUUAACAAGCCAAUAAAGUUUUAUAAUUCAU
Messenger RNA from Neogale vison (American mink), 6564 nucleotides. RefSeq names its product neurotrophic receptor tyrosine kinase 2 (gene NTRK2). Gene Ontology annotation, molecular function: ATP binding; brain-derived neurotrophic factor receptor activity; brain-derived neurotrophic factor binding. The coding region runs from base 18 to 1451 and encodes 477 amino acids. Gene Ontology annotation, cellular component: signaling receptor complex; plasma membrane; axon. NCBI's taxonomy places the organism in Eukaryota, Metazoa, Chordata, Mammalia, Carnivora, Mustelidae. Gene Ontology annotation, biological process: multicellular organism development; trans-synaptic signaling by neuropeptide, modulating synaptic transmission; positive regulation of kinase activity. The record is from RefSeq and is a predicted model, not a curated record. The transcript is spliced from 12 exons.